AUGCCCCCUCUUUUUCCGUCGCUUCCCUCCGAGCAGCUUCCUCCUGAUUCAUCUCGAGUUGUUACACCUCCUGCUCAUCAGACUCCUGACAUACGAGCAUGGGCUGCUGCACUAGGUGAUAUGGAUGCUGCAGCCUCAUUCCUUUGGAAACCUGGGGCUCAAGGAAAAGACAAUUUGCGUCGUUGGAAAUCUUAUUGGCGCGAAAACAAUGCCCAUGGUUUUCCACCUUCAGUGUCGGCAAAUCCAGAUCUCUUUCAUGAUAACGAAACCGGUGCUUAUCGGCCUGCGACUGAGAAACUCACUGUAUCCCCAAGGGACCUGCACCUAGAUUACAAUGAGGCUAAUACACCGCCUGCUAAGCAUAAUAAUGUUAAUCUGUUUGGAGAUAUGGUCCCUCUGUUCUCCUCGCAGCCCUCUCUCGACUUAGCAGCCUCUCAGGCUACGCCAUUAUCUUUGUCUAGUGGUAUGGAAACCGGCUCUAGUACGGAGGAAGAGGAUGACGAGGAUGAAAAGCCGUUUCAUGCUAAUGCAGUGAUACAGGAUGCGCCAAUGGGUAUCACGAAGCCCAACGAGCAACUGCUGGAGCAAUGGAGCAGGCCCAUGUAUGGGACCCCGCCUCAGAACAUCCCGGAAAGCCGGGAAUUGCCUUCAGAGGGCAACUGGCCCAUGUUAGGCCCUACAUUCUCUUCUGUAUCCACCUCAAGUGAUUCCGAAGAUGAUCUCCCUAAUCAUACUGGUGCUCGAAUGCAUAAAACUCGCAACGGUACUGAGCCGCUUGGCCGCACCAAUUCAGGUGCUAUGACUGGUUAUGGCUAUAUUCCCAGCAGUCAAGACAGCACUUUUGGUACGGGCACAGAUAUGGAGUCAGUCUCAGGUUCGCAAAUGUCAAUAAGUGCCACCGAAAGUGAACCAACGCAUGAUGAUGACAAUGGGCGAAGCCCUUCAAUUUUGAACAGUGCGCAGGCAAUCACACCCGCUACUGACCAAGAGCAAGAUGCCUCACACCCUAUGUCCAUCAAGGAUUCUUCCACAGCAAACACACCAUAUGUCGCCCGCACCGCACCGAACUACUGCCCGACGUGGGCGUCCUCCACGUACGGUGUCAAGUGCACGCGGAUCAAGUGCGACAAACCCACUGCAUCGUACUGCUGGACAUCCAUUCGGUACCUCACCCACGUCAAAUCAUAA
Malassezia sympodialis ATCC 42132 is the source of this 1188-nucleotide messenger RNA. RefSeq lists its product as uncharacterized. NCBI's taxonomy places the organism in Eukaryota, Fungi, Basidiomycota, Malasseziomycetes, Malasseziales, Malasseziaceae. The transcript is spliced from 2 exons. The coding region runs from base 1 to 1188 and encodes 395 amino acids. The record is from RefSeq and is a predicted model, not a curated record.